Molecule: messenger RNA, 8192 nt
Organism: Rhineura floridana
Lineage: Eukaryota; Metazoa; Chordata; Lepidosauria; Squamata; Rhineuridae
Gene: PER1
Product: period circadian regulator 1
Exons: 23
Coding region: 497-4519 (1340 amino acids)
Biological process (GO): negative regulation of transcription by RNA polymerase II; circadian regulation of gene expression; entrainment of circadian clock by photoperiod
Cellular component (GO): nucleus; cytoplasm
Molecular function (GO): transcription corepressor binding; transcription cis-regulatory region binding
Source: RefSeq, a predicted model, not a curated record
AGAGGAACUCGGCCGCACACACUCGGGCAUGUGCUGGAGGCAGAAGGAGUGUCGUUCUCGCUCGUUCUGCAAAGGAGAGGAUCGCUGGGCAACUUUUUUGGGAGGGUGCGCUGGGACAGCCUGGCUGGGUGACGGUGCCUGUGCGCUCGCUUGCCUGCCUGCCUUCCGGCUGCAGAGAGGGACCUGAGGAAGGGCAGCGCGCUCGGACGGAUUUCUAGCCCGCAGAGGAGGAGUGUGUGCGGCGGCGGAGAGAAGGGGGGGUCGGAAGGAGCUGCUCUUGUUUGAGUCGCUUGGGGGUGAUCCUGCCUGCUGUUUUCUCAGUAAAUGGAAUCCGCAAUGCAGAGGAGUAAUCCCGUGGGGCCAAACUGUGCUGCAUAAGACUCUCUCGACUCCAGUUGAAUCCUUCCGGCAAGACACGAGCCAAUGAGAUCUCCUCUUCGACCAAAACUUUCCUUUCCUUUUGGGGAAAAAAAGCAUCAUUGCUGCUUUAGCAGCCAUGGAAGUCCCUCCCUUUUUCUCGCCGCGUGAUCCGGUUCCUCACGGAGUUGUCCAUGUCCCAGAACCAGUCAUGAGUACCGGCUGCGAACCUGGGCAGAACCCUUUUGAGGGUGGUGGUGGAGGAGGAGGUGGUAAUGGAGGUGGCAGAACCCCCCGGAGAGCCAGACCCCAGCGAGGGGGGGAAGCCCAGGGCCAAGCCAGUGACGACAUGGAUGUCAACAGCAACGGCUCCAGCGGCAAUGAGUCGCAUGGCGACUCCCACAGCAGUUCCCGCAGCAGCAGAAAUGGCAAAGACUCGGCCCUGCUGGAAACCACCGAAAGCAACAAGAGCUCCAACUCCCAGACCCCGUCUCCUCCGAGCAGCUCGGUUGCCUACAGCCUUCUUAGCGAAAGUUCUGAGCAGGACAACCCCUCGACCAGCGGCUGCAGCAGCGAACAGUCUGCCCGCUUGAAGACCCAAAAAGAGCUGAUGAAGGCCCUGAAGGAGAUGAAGAUCCGGCUGCCCUCCGAGAAACGGAGCAAGGGGAAGUCGGGGACUCUGGCUACCCUUCAGUAUGCCCUGUCCUGUAUGAAACAGGUCCAAGCCAGCCACGAUUACUACCAGCAGUGGACCAUUGACGACAGCCAGCCCUGCAAUCUGGACAUGUCUACGUACACAAUUGAGGAGCUGGAAAACGUCACCUCGGAGUACACCCUCAAAAACCCUGAUACAUUUGUGGUGGCUGUCUCUUUCACCACGGGGAAGAUCAUCUACAUCUCGGACCAGGCAGCCUUCAUCCUGCGUUGCAAGAAGGAGGUCUUCAAGGGGGCCAAGUUUGCAGAGUUCCUGGCGCCGCAAGAUGUCAGCAUCUUCUACGGAUCCACAGCGCCAUACCACUUGCCCUCCUGGAGCACCUGCACCUCUACCAUAGCUGCCGCUGCCAUGGAUUACACCCAAGAGAAAUCCGUCUUCUGUCGUAUCAGCGGAGGCUACGAGAGUGGGCGCGAGCUGCGCUACUACCCCUUUUGGCUCACACCGUACUUGACCAAAGUGUGUGACUUGGACAGCGCCGAAGGACAGCCCUGCUGCCUGCUCAUCGCUGAGCGCAUCCACUCGGGUUACGAAGCUCCCAGAAUCCCUCCUGAUAAGAGAAUUUUCACCACCAAACAUACUCCCAGCUGCUUGUUUCAGGAUGUGGAUGAGCGAGCUGCCCCUCUGCUCGGCUACCUCCCCCAGGACCUCAUUGGGACCCCCGUCCUUUUCUACUUGCACCCAGAGGACCGGCCUCUUAUGCUGGCUAUACACAAAAAGAUUCUGCAGUAUGGCAGCCAGCCCUUCGACCACUCACCCAUCCGCUUCUGCGCUCGCAACGGUGAAUACGUCACCAUUGACACCAGCUGGUCCAGCUUCGUCAACCCCUGGAGCCGCAAAGUCUCCUUCGUCAUGGGGAGGCAUAAAGUGCGGAUGGGCCCCCUCAACGAGGACGUCUUCACAGCCCCCAAAGUGCAGAAGGUGAAGCCCGUGGAACUGGACAUCCAGGAGCUGUCGGAGCAGAUCCACCAGCUCCUGCUACAGCCGGUGCACAGCAAUGGCUCUGUGGGCCUCUGUAGCAUGGGCAGCAACGCUUCCCACAAGCAGCUCCUGAGCAUCGCCUCAUCCAGCGACAGCAACGGCAUCCCCAAUGAGGAGGCCCAGGCCGUGCGGCCAAUGACGUUCCAGGAGAUCUGCAAGGACGUGCACAUGGUGAAGAACCAGGGCCAGCAGGUCUUCAUCGAAUCCCGAGUCAAACCCCAGCCUGCAAAGCAUGCCCGGCCAGUUGUGGAAGCGCCCGUCACUCGCAGCGUGCAGCCUCUGGAGACCCUGAGGGGCUUGGAGAGGAGGCCGGCAAAGGUCGCCACCUCUGAGGAAUCUGUCAGGAAGGAGCCCUCCAACUAUUCUUACCAGCAGAUCAACUGCCUGGAUGGCAUCAUAAGGUAUCUGGAGAGUUACAAUAUCCCAAGCCGUGUGAAGCGAAAAUGUGGCUCUUCCUCUUACACCACAUCCUCCAAUUCCGACGACGACAAGCAGAAAGCGGGCGAGGAGGUGGUCUCCCUAAGCAAAGAUGCUCCAGAGGAAAUGCCGCCAACCCCCCUGGAGAGCCAGCCCCAGAGGGAAGCGCCGGAGAUGGCGGCACCAGCUGCCGUGGUGGGAAACCCCAUCACUCCGCUGGCCUUGCCUAACAAAGCCGAGAGCGUGGUCUCCGUGACCAGUCAGUGUAGCUUCAGCAGUACCACCGUCCACGUGGGAGACAAGAAGCCCCCCGAGUCUGACAUUGCCACGAUGGAGGGGGCAGUGCCCAGUGCGACCCCCCCCGCCGCCCUUCCCAGCGUGACCCCCGACUGGGAGCAGCAGUACCGCAAGGUGGGGCUGACGAGGGAAGUCCUCUCCGUCCACACUCAGAAGGAGGAGCACGCCUUCCUCACCCGCUUCAAGGACCUCAGCCAGCUGCACAUCUUCGACUCUUCCUCUGGGCUGAGCCAGGCAGAGCGAGAGCCCAAAGGUCCUCCUCGCCAGACUGCCCGGGGCCGAGGGCGCAGCAGGAAGUCUAAGGCCAAGCGCAUCAAGCAGAACAAGUCCUUGGACAGCACCAGCUCCCCGCAGAGCGCCGCUUCCCUGCCCUGUGUGCCUCCGCCGGGCUCCUUCUCGUGGCCUCCCUCGGGCAGCUCCCAAGCCAGCAUCCCUGCCCUGCCUUACCCGGCCGUCUUGCCCACCUACCAGAUUCCCAGCUUUCCCCCUCGGCCAGCUGCACCCCCCAGCACCGAGCCCUCCCAGAGCACACUGGCUGCCGCCCGGUUCCCCACACCCCUGGUCAGCCCCAUGAUGGCGCUGGUCCUGCCCAACUACGUCUUCCCCCAGAUGAACAACCCUACCCCCCCGCAAUCCUACUUUCCCGCUGCCCCCGUCUUCCCCUUCAUCCCUCGGCCAGCGAACACGCCGACCCCCAUGCCCGAGGCAGGCAUGCAGGCGCCCUCACGCUCCUCCACCCCGCACUCUUUGAGCCAGCUUGAGCGGGCCGAGUCGCCGCUCUUCGAGUCGCGCUGCAGCUCCCCGCUGCAGCUCAACCUGCUGCAGAUGGAAGAGAUGCCCAAGUUUUGUGACCGCCAAGAGGCAACUGGCAGCAGCCAAGCAGGGCCAGCCGGGGCCACCACCAACUGGGCUGGCGUGACAACCGGACAGGGGCUGGCAAAGGAACUCAGCACUCAGAAAGAAACGUGUAUGGUGGAAGCUCACGACUCCUCCAACAAUGACGCUCUUUCCGGCUCGAGUGACCUCCUGGACCUGCUGUUGCAGGAGGACUCACGCUCCGGCACAGGCUCGGCGGCCUCCGGUAGCGGCUCGGCGGCCUCCGGUAGUGGCUCGGCGGUCUCUGGCUCCAUGGGCUCCGGCUCCAACGGGGGUAACACCUCCGCCAGCGGCACCACAAGCAGCAAAAGCACCAGCACCAGCAAAUACUUUGGCAGCAUCGACUCCUCCGAGAAUGACCUGCGAGGCAAGAAGCGCUCUGAGGUGGAAGACAACGAGCACUUCAUCAAGUACGUCCUGCAAGACCCCAUCUGGCUGCUGAUGGCCAAUACGGACGACAAGCUCAUGAUGACUUACCAGCUCCCGGACAGGGACAUGGAGACUGUGUUGCAAGCGGAUCGGGAAAAGCUGAAACAGAUGCAGAAGCGGCAGCCGCGAUUCACUGAGGAGCAGAAGAAGGAGCUGGCCGAAGUGCACUCCUGGGUCCAGAAGGGGAUCUUGCCCAAACCGAUCAACAUCACGGCCUGCAUAGAUUGUGGAAGCAACCUGGCCUCCAGCGUCACCCCUCUCUACGAUGUCGAGGUCCAAGACAUGGACUUGAACGGCAUGUUGGAGCCGAUGGAGGAGGGCAGCGGAGGGCAGGUGUGCUUGCCGUCCUUGCCCCCAGAAAUGGCCAUGGAGGAAGAGGAGGCUGGAGUGCAGGUGGGGCAGCAGCCGCCCCCACCUCAGGCAGAGGCCGCGGUGCAGGACUCGCGCUAAGUGCUCAGCCGCCAGACCGUAGACUCCUGUUUCCCACAGCUGGGAUUGCUUCACCUCGCCCUGGGCAGGAAUCCUGCCAAGCAGUGGGGCCCAGGGGCAGACAGUUGCUCCGUCCGCAGGAGGGAACACUGCAGAACUGUUGAGCCCAAACACCAGCUGCUUCUGGGGUGGCGCUCCGGACAGGCCUCCAGGGAUACAGGAUGUCCCUCUGGACCUUUAUCCUCUUUGGAUGGACCAGCCACCCUUAACCCUUGCUGCCUUACUGUGGAUUUGGACCCGGACAGCCCAGGACAUUACUGGGCAGGGGGACCCAGUUUUUAAUGUAUUUAUUUUUGCAGAAUUGUCUGUUGUUGUUAUUAUGUGUGUUUUUUACUGAUUUGCUGCCGUGCUCUUGAAGGGGCACUGAAAAUAAUAAAAGAAAAAGAAAAAAAGGAAAGAGAAAAAAGGCUGGUCUACAGAGAAUGAUGUUGACACCCCCUUGAUCUGGUUCCCCCUCCCUUUUUGAUGCCCCCACUCUUCUUUCCGAGAUCUCCCUGGAGAGGGGAAGGGAGGCUUUCAUCUGAGCAUCCUUCAACAACUCCCUUAUGGGAGCACCCAAACUGGACCCCAGACUUGGAGGCAGUUGAAAGACAGCAGCAGCAACUGUGUGAAAGGGCCCUAAAAUGUUUCCUUGGCCCACCCCACCCCCGGAGGGGAAGGUGCUGCUACAGCAUCUCCCCCCCCCCUUUCCAUCCCCUGCCUCUUAAAAGCCAGGCUGCUCCGCUUCUCCACAUGCAGCACAUUUUGACUGCUGGAAGAAGCAGGUGGGCCCUCGAGCAUCCUGCUGCACAUUCCCUCACGUGAUCUUUGCAACCUUGCCAGCCCCAAUACCUGCAGGGGGACAUCCUUUCAGCUGUGUAAAAAUCUCAAGGAACACGCCCCUUUUUCUGGCUGGCAACUUGGAAAUUGCCCAAGAUCCUGGGUCCACCUGUUCAGAGUUCUCAAGACGGCCUCUCACUCUUCCCACCUCCAUGCUAUUUAUUGAACUUAUUUAUAUAUCCCUUUGUUUCGAGAGGAAAACGGAGGGUUGCCUUUCCUCUAUGCAGGGGAGAAAGUUGGGCUCAACUAGAGGGCAGUUUUGGAUCAUGUCUCUGGAUGUUCAGGGGUGGAAAACCAUCUGCUUAAGCCUGGGUGUGUUCUUUGAGGGGAUGACACUUCAUUCCCCACCCCCCCUCCCAUUACGCUCCGUCAGGGAAGUUGCUUGCUGCUUCUGACAACAUGAAGCCUUUUUUUGCUUUCUGUUCCUAAACGUGUUUUAGCUGCUCUUGAAAUGUUCCAUCUUUUACAUGCCUGUUGCACGCUGGUUGUGUUGCAUCUAGGAAGAAGGGGGGAAUCCCCAAUGCAGCAGAGGAGUUGUCAAGUGAUUCCUGCAUAUGGCAAAGCCUUGCUGAGGCGUCCCCUGUUCAGGAUUCAAAAGAGGCAACUCUCUGUGAGCUGAGAACUUUGAAACAAAAAACCAUACCCCCUUAUUUGAAAGGCAACACUUCCCAUAUUUGCUGAAUCAGAUUUGCUGCAGGACCCCCGCCUGCCUGCCUGUCUGCCUCUUGGGGACCACUGUAAUUCUUUAUGUGGUGCCUCUACUUAACAAUCCCAUCAAUGGGUGAGAAGAUGAAAACUUUCAUUUUAUCUUUGAUUGCAGAGCCCCUGCCCAGUCCAGGAAGUUAACUGGAUUCUUGUUAGGAUAGCCAAAGGGUCUUUUAAGCUGCAAUCCUAUACCUGCAUAUCUAGGACUAAAUCCUACUGUGAACACAUUGCAGCUUAUAUCUGAAUAGACGUGCAUUGUAAGCUAUAUAAGAUGAAUGCCAGCAAGUAUUUCACAUUACCAAUUCUUUCAAAAAUAACUUUAAAAAGGCAAUCAAUUAUUGCUCCUACGCACACUUGGUGAGGACUAUAGUGUCUGUUUUGGGAUCACUCCGGGUGGAUCUGGAAGGACAUGGAAAUUACUUUUUGUCCCUCAAAAGUUUGACUUUCUAGCUUCUAUGCUGUAAAUCCCUUCCCUGUGUGCUUUAUUCCUGGCGAGCUUGGUGACUGUAAGAGCCACUUCUGUUGACCCUCAGUCUGCAGAUGGUUUCUUUCUCUCCUGUCAGGAAAUCCUCCUGGUCUAAGCAUCUUAGGACACCUAAAAACAGUCUGUAUUUUGUGACGCAUGAGUGAUUCAACGGGCAAUGGAUGUGAGCCAUUUUUCCUCUCUCCAGUAGGCUAUGGCUGUCUUUUUGUAGUGAUAAGAGACAACACAUUACCAGACUAAUGUCUGUAAAUGUUACAUACACACACAACCACCACCACCAAAAGUAGGUAUUGUAGAAGAUCAGCAUUUUUCCAUGGAGCAUCAAAUUAACUCCAUAUCCUAGGUCCUUUUUCUGGGCCUUGGGAAAUUGGCAGAGUGUUUACUUUUACUUUGCACAAAAUCUGUUCAAUGUGGAUUAUUUGGCAAGACCAGCCGUCCUAGUGUGCCCUGGUUUAGACACCAAAACACGCAAGGGUGGACCCUGCAAAGUACCCUGCAACACUGGCUGUGUUGGUCCUUUCAGAUUUUGUUUCUUGAAAUGUGAACUCUAAAGCUCUUCAAAUUUAAGUCAGUAGUCCAUGGCUUAUGUAUUUUUUUAAAAAAUCAGACCACUUCAGGAUUGCAGUCAUGCUACUUCAAUGAUGAACAUUUAUUCACAGUUUGCAUCUGAUUUUCAUUCUGCAUCUCUCUCUGACCAGUCUGAGAGGAGAGAGCCUCAAAGCCUCUGAUCUUCCUUGCUAGAAAUGACAGUUUUGCCUUUUACUUAAUACAUUUCUUGACUGUGUUAACGGGCAGACGUUUAGCAAGUCUAAAAGUUCAGAGGGGCACCAAAAAAGUAAGGGGAGGAUUUUUUCUAUAAUAAAUUUAUUUUUGUAAAAGAAAAUUAGGGGGGCCAGGAGAGCUGGGGGGGGGCUGGGCCCCCUUAGCCUGCCUGGCUACAAGUCUGCCAAUAGGAAACCUACAUCUUGUAUGAUCUAAAUUCUCUCUAAUGAAAAAAAAAAGCCAACUCUUUUGUUACAGUACAUGGGUUUGGGGCUGAUAGCUUUAUAUUUUCACCCCCUUUUUGUGAGGAUUGGGAAUACUGGUACAUGUGCCUUGGAGCAUGUUGCAAAGGGAACAUUGUUUUUAAAGCUUUCUUGAUUUUGUAUGGUACCUCUAUCAUUUCCUUCUUUUCUUGCCUCUGGAUUGCUGGGAGAAUAUGACCCUAAUGGGAGUUUGGCUCAAUGCUUGAAGGACACUGAAUGUCCCUGUCCUCACUCACCACUGGACAAAAGCAUCUCUUGGAGAAAUAGUACAAUAUCCAGGGGAGGGACAUUUUGCACAGAGCUGUGACACUCGGGACCAUAAAUCUACUUAUCACCCUUCUGUUCCCAAAGAACACCCAUUUUGUUCGCACAUGCCAACGAGAUGGUGCAGGAAGUGGGCGGUGGUGGAAAGACCCCAAGAGAAAUGUUACUACCUAUAUUUUUUCCUUUGUUGACAAGAGAUUUUAUUUUUGUACAAAAAGUUCCCCACCCUCCCUUGCUUUUGAGGGGCACGUACGAGUUUGUGUGUAAAUCUCUUUGCCAUUGGUUUGUGGUGCAAUAUCUGAUUCUGUACUGAAAUAAAGGCGCUUUUUGUCUUUCC